Bacillus rossius redtenbacheri is the source of this 1422-nucleotide messenger RNA. RefSeq names its product ribosome biogenesis protein WDR12 homolog. The record is from RefSeq and is a predicted model, not a curated record. Gene Ontology annotation, biological process: ribosome biogenesis. Bases 93 to 1376 code for a protein of 427 amino acids. NCBI's taxonomy places the organism in Eukaryota, Metazoa, Arthropoda, Insecta, Phasmatodea, Bacillidae. The transcript has 9 exons. Gene Ontology annotation, molecular function: protein binding.
AAUGUUAUCUUUGUAAUGACGUAACUUGUAAACAUACAACACGACCACGAGGAAGUUGGCUGUUAGGUAUUUUAAAAUAAUCAAAAAUAAAAAUGGAUGAGAAAAUAAGUGCUCAUCAGCUGCAAAUACGAUUUUUCACCAAACAGCCUAAGUAUGCUGUGCCCAGUACAACAUUUGCAGUGCCCUCAACCCUUGCUUCCCAAGAGCUGAGUUCUAUGAUCAAUGAAAUCCUCAAAGGAGCGGAGGCGGGCGAUGGGGAGAGGAAGGAGGUGGUGUUCGACUUCCUCGUCCACGACGUGGUGCUGAGGACGCAGUUGCUGGAGCACGUGCAGGAGCACGGCCUGUCGACGGAGACCGUCCUGGACGUGGAGUACGUGGAGCACACGCCCCCCCCGGAGCCUCUGGACUGCCUGCUGCACGACGACUGGGUGUCUGCGGUGCACGUGCGGGGUCGCUGGAUCUUGUGUGGCUGUUACGACAACACCAUCCACAUCUGGACCACAAAGGGAAAACACAUCCUCACCAUCCCAGGUCACUCCGGCCCAGUCAAAGCUGUUUCAUGGAUUUCACUCAACGAGAAUAUUGGAACAUUUGUCAGCGCGUCGCACGACCAGACGGCCAUGCUGUGGGAGUGGAACGUGCGCAGCAACGAGGUGGAGUGUGUGCACGUGUGCCGCGGCCACGAGCGAGGGCUCGAGUGCGUGGGGGUCAACUCCAGCGCCGCCCUCCUGGCCACGGGUGGCUGGGACACCAUGCUCAAGAUAUGGCCCGCAGAAAUGAGGCUUCCAGAGUCUGCCGAAGGAGAGUCAUCGUCUAAAAGAUUGAAGACAGACCACGGGAAGUUCCAAGUUAGGACGCCGGUGAUGACCCUCGCCGGCCACAAGGAGGCGGUGUCUGCGGUGGCCUGGACGGGCGUGGGGGAGCUGUGCACCGCCUCCUGGGACCACACGCUCCGGCUGUGGGACGCGGAGACCGGCGGUCUCAAGGCCGACGUGGUCGGCAACAAGCCCUUCUUCGACGCCGCCUGGUCGCCCCUCUCCAACCUGCUGGCCUCCGCCUCCGCGGACCGCCACGUCCGGAUCUACGACCCCAGGUCUACAGAAGGGUCCCUGGUGAAGCUGACCUGCACCUCGCACACGCAGUGGGUACAGUCCGUGCGGUGGUCGGCGACCCACCAGCACCACUUCAUCUCUGGGGCGUAUGACCACAAGGUCAAGUUCUGGGACACUCGCAGCCCUAAAGCUGCAUUAUAUGACCUCAGUGGACAUGAAGACAAAGUGUUGUGCUGUGAUUGGUCAGAGCCUGACUUUAUGGUGUCAGGUGGAGCUGAUAAUACUGUAAGAAUUUUUAGAGCUACACAUGCUAUUGCUAAAUGAAAUUUAUUUAUUCCUAAUCAGCAAUAAAAAAAAUUCAAAACUUGCA